Messenger RNA from Rhagoletis zephyria (snowberry fruit fly), 894 nucleotides. Lineage: Eukaryota; Metazoa; Arthropoda; Insecta; Diptera; Tephritidae. The record is from RefSeq and is a predicted model, not a curated record.
AUGACGUUCAAUCAGUUUAUGCACCCGCGCAAUCUGUACCGUCGAAAGCCCGACUACGGAGAGCUGGGCAAGGCGUACCCAGAGUUUGGCGCCGUCCUCCUGCACGAUGAAGCCGGUAGGCGACCGACGAUAAACUACGCCGAUCCGAAGGCACUUCGCGCCCUGACCACUACUUUGCUGAAGAAUGACUUUGGCCUGACGGUGACCAUACCUGAAGAUCGCCUGGUGCCGACGUUGCCGAUGCGACUCAACUACCUCCUCUGGGUGGAGGAUUUGCUGCAAACGGUGCCCAACUGCGGUGAUGAGGAGAUCAUCACUGGAAUUGACAUUGGCACCGGGUGCUGUGCCGUCUUUCCCCUGCUCGGCGUCACAUUAAAUAAGCGAUGGAGCUUUGUCGCAACGGACAUUGAUGAAAAGAAUUUGUCCUUUUCCAAGCAGAACAUUGACGCGAAUGGGUUAUCUGAUCGAAUAAAAUUGCUCCCUGGUUCAAAAGAUAGCAUGUUUUCUCAUCUGUUGCGUGAUUCGUUAAAAGACCAGAAAGUGCACUUUAUCAUGACCAAUCCGCCGUUCUUCUCUGACGAGUACAAUGACUCAUUUGAAGCGGACCACAAGAAAGAUUCCAACUCAAACUUUCACUCUCGCAAAGUGUGCUCUUCAAGUGCAAAUGAAGCCGUCGUAGAGGGCGGAGAAUUUGCCUUUGUGAAGCAAAUCAUCGAUGAGAGCUUAGAGGUGAAAGACCGAAUCAGCAUCUACACUGUCAUGUUCGGUCGACGGAAGAGUUUUCUCGACGUCAAGCAGAUGCUAAAGGAGUACCAAGACCAAAGUGUGAUUGCCUCCUUUGCCAAAACUGAACUGUGCCAAGGUAACACCAAGAGGUGGGCGCUUGCUUGGACC